This is a messenger RNA of Gekko japonicus, 1315 nucleotides long. RefSeq names its product 2,4-dienoyl-CoA reductase 2, peroxisomal (gene DECR2). Gene Ontology annotation, molecular function: 2,4-dienoyl-CoA reductase (NADPH) activity. Lineage: Eukaryota; Metazoa; Chordata; Lepidosauria; Squamata; Gekkonidae. Gene Ontology annotation, biological process: fatty acid catabolic process. The transcript has 10 exons. The record is from RefSeq and is a predicted model, not a curated record. The coding region runs from base 1 to 975 and encodes 324 amino acids.
AUGCUUUGCCGUGAGUCAUGUGCGCAGGCGUGGCGUGCUCGGAGUAAAGUCCUGCGCUGGCCAGAUCCCUCCACAGAGCCCGCCGCAUCCUGGCAAGGCUCUGCGUGCGAGGCGCCUCCUGAUGUGGACACCGAUGACUGUCUCCAGGAAUAUUGCAACCUCUUUAGCCUGGACAUCCUCAAGGGCAAAGUAGCGUUCAUCACCGGAGGUGGCUCUGGGAUCGGAUUCCGCAUUGCAGAAGUCCUGAUGAGGCAUGGCUGCCAGACAAUCAUUGCAAGCAGGAACCUGCAGAAACUGACAGAGGCUUCCCAAAAACUGUCAGCAGCCACUGGCCAGCGAUGCUUACCCCUCGUUCUCGAUGUCCGGCAGCCCCAGAUGAUCGUGGCAGCCGUGGAUGAAGCCCUAAAAGAGUUUUCGAGGAUUGAUAUCCUUGUUAACAACGCUGCAGGUAACUUCCUCUGCCCGGCUAACUCCCUGUCCUUCAACGCCUACAAAACGGUCAUUGACAUAGACACUUUGGGCACGUUCAACGUCUCUAAAGUCUUGUACGAUAAGUGCCUCCGGGACCACGGUGGAGUCAUCGUGAAUAUCACGGCGACGCUCAGCUACAGAGGCCAGGCUCUCCAGGUGCAUGCUGGGACGGCUAAGGCUGCUAGCACGACCAAGCAUCUGGCUGUCGAAUGGGGACCCAACAGGAUCAGAGUGAACAGCCUGGCACCGGGUCCCAUUACAGGCACAGAGGGCUUCCGGCGUUUGGGCGGGCGUCACGCCGAGUCGAGUGGUGUCUACCAAACCAUCCCCCUCCUGCGCAUGGGCAACAAGACGGAGAUCGCCCACAGCGUGCUGUACCUGGCGAGCCCUUUGGCCUCCUACGUGACCGGCACGACCCUGGUGGUGGACGGGGGCAGCUGGCUGACCACCCCGAACGACUUCCCCUCUCUGUUGGGUAUUGCCUCACACUCUUCUAAACUCUAGCUGUUUGGGCCACGGACGGGAAAAAAGACAAAUGAACUAGGACAUCAGGACUUUGCCGACAGGAUGCUUCCGUUGAGAUGCUUUUUCCAGAAACAUCGAUGUGGGGUCAUUGUGGGGCAGCUUCGGUCCUUCUCUGACAGCAGGGUGGCCUCAGACAAGCGUGGAAGUGGCCGUGUUUAAGGGCAUGCCACUUCGAGCUCAGCUUCAUCUUAGGAUUUCUUCAGUAUUGAUUUCACAAAUACAACCUACUUUAUCUCAAAAGGAGAAUUCUCUCCCUGCUGCUUUCUGGCUGGGGAAAAAAAGUUGUCCAUGACCAAUGCUCCCUCUAAGCAGUGGAGUC